GGCUGUCUCUGUGUCUCUCUCGCUCGCUCGCUCCCCCUUGCUUUCCGAGAUGGCGGCGGUGAAGGCGCUGAACCCCAAGGCGGAGGUGGCGCGGGCCCAAGCGGCGCUGGCCGUCAACAUCAGCGCGGCGCGGGGGCUGCAGGACGUGCUCAGGACUAACCUCGGCCCCAAAGGCACCAUGAAGAUGCUUGUGUCUGGGGCUGGAGAUAUCAAGCUUACCAAGGACGGGAAUGUCCUGCUGCAUGAGAUGCAAAUCCAGCACCCAACAGCCUCCCUGAUUGCCAAAGUGGCAACGGCGCAGGAUGAUAUCACAGGUGACGGGACCACUUCCAACGUCCUCAUAAUUGGGGAGCUGCUAAAGCAGGCAGAUCUAUACAUUUCGGAGGGCUUGCAUCCACGACUUAUUACAGAAGGGUUUGAAGCUGCGAAGGAGCAGGCGCUUCAGGUGCUGGAUCAAGUCAAAGUGACGAAGGAGAUGGACAGGGAGACUCUCCUGGACGUCGCCAGAACCUCCCUUCGUACAAAGGUGCACGCCGAACUCGCAGAUAUCUUGACAGAGGCUGUCGUGGACGCCAUUCUGGCCAUCCGCAAACCGAGCGAGCCCAUCGAUCUGUACAUGGUGGAGAUUAUGGAGAUGAAGCACAAAUCGGAGACAGGCACGACGCUGAUCAGAGGCCUCGUCUUGGAUCACGGUGCCCGCCAUCCUGACAUGAAGAAGAGGAUCGAAGAUGCUUACAUCCUGACGUGCAACGUCUCUCUAGAAUAUGAAAAAACGGAGGUGAAUUCUGGGUUCUUCUACAAGAGCGCCGAAGAGCGGGAGAAGCUGGUCAAAGCCGAGAGGAAGUUCAUUGAAGAAAGGGUGAACAAAAUUAUUGAGCUGAAGAACAAGCUUGUGAAGGACACCAAUAAAGGGUUCAUCGUGAUCAACCAGAAGGGGAUCGACCCUUUUUCCCUGGACGCCCUUGCCAAAGAAGGGAUUGUCGCUUUACGCAGAGCAAAGCGGAGGAAUAUGGAGAGGCUGACCCUAGCUUGCGGCGGGGUUGCGAUGAACUCCGUGGAGGACCUCUCCGUGGACUGCCUGGGCCAUGCCGGCCUUGUCUAUGAGUACACGCUGGGCGAAGAGAAAUUAACCUUCAUCGAAAAGUGUGACAAUCCUCGCUCCAUGACUCUGCUGAUCAAAGGGCCCAACAAGCAUACCCUGACCCAGAUCAAGGAUGCCGUCCGGGAUGGGCUGCGUGCCGUCAAAAAUGCCAUCGAGGACGGCUGCGUUGUUCCUGGGGCCGGAGCCCUGGAGGUGGCCAUCGCCGACGCCCUCAUGAAACACAAGCCGACCGUGAAAGGGAGAGCCCAGCUGGGGGUCCAGGCUUUUGCUGACGCCCUGCUCAUCAUUCCUAAGGUCCUUGCGCAGAACUCUGGCUACGAUUCUCAAGAAACUCUUGUGAAAGUCCAGGCUGAAUAUGCCGAGUCUGGGCAGUUGGUGGGGGUUGACCUUAACUCUGGUGAGCCAAUGAUGGCGGGAGCCGGCAUUUGGGAUAAUUACUGUGUGAAGAGACAGCUGCUUCAUUCCUGCACCGUAAUAGCGAGCAACAUCCUCCUGGUGGAUGAGAUCAUGAGGGCUGGAAUGUCCUCUCUCAAAGGCUGAGCUAGAAGCCAUCCGAGUGGGAAGUGCCUGGACCCUGUUCCCUUCUGAAUCCACUUCGUGGGAUUCGUCCUGCCGGGAUCUAGGUGGAUUUUUCAGGACAGGAGAAAUUGUCUCUCAGUAGGAACUUGGCCACUCACAACCAGAAUCCCUUCGCUUCUGUGGAAUCAGUUAUUUAUUUUUUAUGUGCACUGAACAAAUGCAUUGAAAGUUACUGUCUUUCUACUCCAAUAAAUAUUUCCGCCAGUC
This is a messenger RNA of Hemicordylus capensis (graceful crag lizard), 1888 nucleotides long. Its product is annotated as T-complex protein 1 subunit zeta. Lineage: Eukaryota; Metazoa; Chordata; Lepidosauria; Squamata; Cordylidae. Gene Ontology annotation, cellular component: chaperonin-containing T-complex. Gene Ontology annotation, molecular function: ATP hydrolysis activity; ATP binding; ATP-dependent protein folding chaperone. The transcript is spliced from 14 exons. The coding region runs from base 50 to 1642 and encodes 530 amino acids. Gene Ontology annotation, biological process: protein folding. The record is from RefSeq and is a predicted model, not a curated record.